Molecule: messenger RNA, 2133 nt
Organism: Penicillium salamii
Lineage: Eukaryota; Fungi; Ascomycota; Eurotiomycetes; Eurotiales; Aspergillaceae
Source: the annotation of a GenBank genome assembly
AUGCACCAAGAACCCAAUUCCAUUAGUCUGCACCCAGACAUACCAGCGACACAGCCCAUCGUGGACCCCGAGACCGGGAAGAGGCCCUCGGAGCCACCCACGCCGAGGCAGUCGACGAAAAAAUCAAGUUUAUCACCGGGAGAGUCGACAAACCACUCUGCCAAUCCGUCGACGAAGCCACUCGGCAAGGAGUCAGCAAAACAAUCCAUCAACCUAUCAACUAAGCACACCACCACGAGUCUCAAUGACACCGCCUCCACGCCGCUGUCAAUGCGAGCAUUGUACUAUAUCCCAGAAGGAGAAAACCAUUAUCUUCCCGAAGUGAUCCCGGAGGGGGAUGUCCGUGACAUCCUCUCCCCUAGUUCAAGCACCAACAUCAUCCGCAAAAAAGGAACAAACCUCGUCCUUGACGCAAGCUAUCCAACCCCCCAGCCCUUGCCCCAGCAGUAUCUACUUAAAGUACACGCUGCAGCCUUCUGUCACGACGAGAUCCGUCUUGCCACAGCUCUCAAUCCACCAAUAACCUCUCCGCAAAUCCCACUGCACAGCAUCUGCGGUACAGUGGUCAGUACGCCCCGUGAAGACGACGAGCUGGAAGAAGGUCCGCGGUUCAGGAUCGGAGAUCUGGUCUUCGGUCUCUUGAGCUAUACUCGCGAUGGCGGAGCUGCUGAUUACACCGUUGCAACUGAGAAAGAGCUGGCGCCCAAACCGGACAAUAUCUCGAUUGCCGAGGGUGCAGCAAUAGCUCUGCCUGCUUUAACUGCUUGGCAGGCGCUCUUCCGGUACGCGGGGCUCGAUCCCGAUGUGCCGGGUGGAUUGAAUGAGGACGACGAAGAGUUUGGGCAAGGUGGCAAUGGUACUGGGCGGUGGCAAUGGCAGCGCAAGCGGCGGGAUACAGUGCUCGGGAGCAUGGACUAUGGAUACGGACAUCGCAAGAGCACGGCUGGGACUGGCAUGAGUGGAAGGAGCAGUCGUAAGAGUCCCGGUGAUGUUGACAGUGGAGCGGAACAGCGCAGCGGCACCGCCAACGACAAUGCCAGUGGUAGUACCGGGGAUCAAAGUGGGCAUUGGAUCUGGCAUUGGAAUCGUCGAGAUACCAUUCUCAACGACAAAGCAAGCGGUGCGAACUCUGGGGGUACUGUGAACAUCGAUGACCUGCCUCGCGCGGCUAGCAAGCUCGAUCCAAACCCAGAGACGAACCCCAGUGCUAAAGCCAAUGGAAAUGUGCGCAAAGAAAGCCUAGCGAGUCUUGUCAGUGGAACACCGAAAGCCACCGGCAAAGCUCCCCGCGCAGCCAGCACCAUUGACCCACAUCCAAAGAACAGCGUCCGCCGCGCCAGCCUGAUCAACCUGGUGCGCGGCAAUCCCCAAACCGACCCUGGCACUACCAGUUCAGCCGGCUCGGGUUCCAGUACGACCGGCACUAGGCGUCUCAGCCUGCUCAAUCGCAUGGACAAGAAUGGCCGUCUGGGAAGUCUUGUGAACACAAACGCCAACACCAAUGAGGGCAAAGGAAAGCCGCCCAAAAUCCGGGUCCUGGUCACCAAUGCCCGAGACAGUGAAAUUGGCCGUAUUGCUGUUCAAAUGCUGCGUGCUGAAACCCUCUUCCCAGUCCAAGUCCGGCCCUGGAUCUGUGUCACUUGCACACCCCCUGAGGCCGAUAUAAUCGAGAGAGACUGGAAGGUGGAUGAAAUCAUUGUGAUCCCGCAUCUUCCCUCCGCCGAUGAGUGCAACAUAUCAAGAGUGUUUCGCGCACGGCGUUGGCACCCGGUUGAUAUCGUGCUUGACUGUGCUGGUGGCGAAGUAUUUCGGCAAGCUCAUGCGGCCGGCGUUGUGAAAGACCACGGGGCCGUGUUGACGGUUGUGGAUGCUAAGGUUGCAUUGCAGUCGCCACUUGUUCCCGAGAAUGAUGAGCUUGGGGAGAGGAAAAGGGGGAUUCGAAGUCGCUUUGUCCCUGUCAAUCCCGAUGGACCGGCCAUUGAAAGGAUUGGAGAGCUGAUAGAGGAAAAUCUUGUUCGGGCCAAAGAGGCGAGGAUCGUGGAUAUUGCGAGAGGCGCAGACCUUUUGGCGGCUGGUGCUGCUGGGACUGCUGGAGGGUUACGGGGAGAUAUGGUUGUUGUCAAGGUUCAAUGA